AUGGAGCAGAUCAAGCAGCGUAUGCAAGCCCUCCGCGUCGAGGCCGACGAGAGCGCCAACCGAGCCGAGGAGUUCAAGAACAAGGUCAAGGCGCUGGAGGCGGAGAACACCCAGAAGGAACAGGAAAUCACCUCCUUGACCCACAAGAACCAGGUGCUGGAGGCCGAGGUGGAGAAGCUCGAAGCGUUAGUCAAGACCUUCAAGGAGGAGGCCGGUGCGGGCGCUGCCGCCGGCACCCAGGCCGAAACCCUGCAGCGCAAGAUCCAGGUUCUCGAGGAAGAGGCUGAGGAGUCUGACAGGACGAUCCGCGAGCUCAACGAGAAGCUCCGCCAAACCGACGUCAAAUCCGGCCACUACGAGCGCAAAGUCCAGGCUCUUGAGAACGAGCGAGACCAGUGGGAGGCCAAGUUUGAGGAGCUCAACCAGAAGUACCAGCAGAAGCAGAAGGAGCUUGAAGACCUGGCCCAGGAGCUCACCAACAUCUAA
Westerdykella ornata is the source of this 486-nucleotide messenger RNA. Its product is annotated as tropomyosin-like protein. NCBI's taxonomy places the organism in Eukaryota, Fungi, Ascomycota, Dothideomycetes, Pleosporales, Sporormiaceae. The transcript is spliced from 3 exons. The record is from RefSeq and is a predicted model, not a curated record. The coding region runs from base 1 to 486 and encodes 161 amino acids.